Molecule: messenger RNA, 2901 nt
Organism: Archocentrus centrarchus (flier cichlid)
Lineage: Eukaryota; Metazoa; Chordata; Actinopteri; Cichliformes; Cichlidae
Gene: nap1l4a
Product: nucleosome assembly protein 1-like 4a
Exons: 15
Coding region: 129-1178 (349 amino acids)
Biological process (GO): nucleosome assembly
Cellular component (GO): nucleus
Source: RefSeq, a predicted model, not a curated record
GUCCAAUCAGAAUCCAGGAAGCUGGAGCGCGUGUGUUGCUCGGGCGUGCGGAUUGAAGCGAAUACGCGUGAGUGACGCGCCUGGUGAGAAUUCCGCUCAUUUAGAGAGGAAGGAGUUGACACUUGGUCAUGGAAGCCAGUAAAGGUAAAGGGGAUCAAGGGAUGCAAAAUCCAGGUGGGCUGGGUGACAGACCUGUCAGCUUCCACUUCUUGGAAAGCAUGCUUCCCAAAGCAGUGAAGAGGCGAGUGCAUGCCUUGAAAAGACUACAGGUGCAAUGUGCUAACAUAGAAGCUAAAUUCUAUGAGGAGGUCCAUGAGCUUGAGAGGAAGUAUGCUGCCCGCUAUCAACCAUUGUUUGACAAGAGACGAGAUAUCGUCACAGGAGCAGUGGAACCCACAGACGAGGAGUGUGAGUGGCACAGUGACAGAGAGGAAGAGGAGGAGCUAGCUGAGGAAGUAAAGGAAAAAGCUACUAUUGAGGAUGCAAAGAAAGAAGAAGCCACACCAGAGGAAGACCCAAAAGGCAUCCCUGAGUUCUGGCUCACUAUAUUCAAGAGUGUGGACAUGCUCAGUGACAUGCUACAGGAGCAUGAUGAGCCCAUCUUAAAGCACCUGAAAGAUAUUCAAGUCAAGUUUUCUGAGCCGGGAGAGCCAAUGAGUUUUACAUUAGAGUUCCACUUUGAGCCCAAUGGUUACUUCAACAAUGCAGUUCUCACUAAGGUCUACAAGAUGAAAUCAGAGCCUGAUUCCUCAGAUCCUUUCUCAUUUGAAGGACCAGAGAUCAUUGACUGUGAAGGCUGUCAGAUAGAUUGGCACAAGGGGAAGGACGUGACAGUGAAAACCAUUAAAAAGAAGCAGAAGCAUAAAGGGCGUGGCACUGUCCGCACUGUUACCAAACAGGUCCCCAAUGACUCUUUCUUCAACUUCUUUAACCCUGUCAAAGCUCCACCAGAUGGAGAAAUGGAUGAAGACUCUGAGUUCACCCUAGCCACAGACUUUGAGAUUGGUCAUUUCUUCCGUGAAAGAAUAGUUCCCAGAGCAGUGCUGUAUUUUACUGGAGAGGCCCUGGAAGAUGAUGAGAGUUUUGAAGAGGAGGAGCUGGAAGAGGGAGAUGAAGAGGAACAAGAUGACGAAGGUGAUGAAGAUGAUGAUGAGGGAGACUUUGACCCCAAGGCAUAAUCAAACAUUCUCACCCCAUGCAUUUCUAGAAAGAACAGCCCCAGCCGGCUGAAUGCAAACAGCAGUAACCUUGGUGAUCAGCGGAGGUGGAGACCUGCUGUCCAUCAAAUCAGUUGUUAACCAAUCAGCAAGUCCUGUUACUCGUACAGGCUCCACCUUUUUACAAACUCAUCUGAACGCAAUAGAACGCAAACCAAACUGCGUUUUUUACUAUGUGCAUGACUUCUUUUUCUUUUGUCUUGCGCCCAUCUCACCCCGUUUAUUUGGCUUCAUUCCAACCCAAAGCAGAAAGUGACUUGACUCUGUUUAAAUUACCACAGCAUCACAUAGGAAAAGUCGUCUUCUCUAAUAAGGUUGAGUAGGUUACUACUGCCAAACUCAGAACAUCAUUAUAUGAAAGAGUUAAAAAAAAAAAAAAAAAAAUCAAAAAGAUUGGAUCCCAAACUUUAGUUUUCAUGGAAAUCGGUCAGUUACUCAGGGUUUUUUAACACCAACACGAUAUGCGAGUUUACCAGGAAACUGCUGAACAAGUUUGACUUAAUCUUUCUCUGGGGGUUGCGUUUUCAUUUGAUAGUUUUUUUUAAAGAGACAUACAAUGUACCAUUUUGAAUUUAAUUUACUUUUUUAAAUGUUCAUUGUCAUGUCAUUGGACUAUUUAUUCUGGUGUCAUGCAGCUAUAUGAUACGGUGCAUUUUGGGGAAUGCUUUAAGGCCCAUCCGCAGUUAUAGGCUCAAAUCUUAUAUGAGCUUAGCAGGUCAACAAAACGUGAAUACUGCCAAGUUUUGUUUUGUUCUGUUUUCAUUUGUUUUGUUUUUAAACUGUCAAAAUGCAUUCAGACUGAAGAUUUGUGUUCUGCAUUACUAGUGCUCACUUCUGCCCAAAUACAUUGGGGUAAACAAGCAUUUACACUGAGCACACUACAAUUAUAAGACAGGCAUGUGGUUAUGCCUCAAAGCUGUCAUAUUGCUCUUCCCUGUUUCUUCCAUCACCCCUAAAAAUGCUCCUUUCUCUUGUGUUAAUAAGCUCAGUAAGAAUAAUUUUUAAAAUUACAGUGUUUGACAGGAAAGGCCAAAAAAACAAACUUUCCCCAUCACAUUCAGUCUGAAUAUUCCCCUCACAGAUGACAGAUUUAAACAGACAUGGUGGCUGAUCCUUAACCUUUUUGUGGCUGUUCAUAAGAGAGCACUUCUGGUAUGUAUCUAGAGCUUAACAGUGUCAAUUAGAGUGGAACAGGGUGCCGGAAGUGUGGAUGAAAUGUAAAUUCUGUUGCCAAGAAGCCAAAAUGAAAGACACCAUCUUGGUUCAUUAAAUUGUUUGCCAAUUGUUAUUAACACAGUGUAAUCUAAUUCAGCAUUUAAAGUUGUUUCAGAAUAUAUAAAUAUUUGUUAUUGUCUAAUGAAUCAGUAGAAUGUGGGGGAAACAGAUGAUAGAAGGUGUCAAUGUAUUUUAUGUACUGCACUGGCAUUUUGGCACCUUUGCCUGAUGGUGGAUCAUCGACAGCAAAAUAUUACCCACCCCUUCGCUCUUUUUAAAAAGAAAGAUUGUAGAUCUUGGACUGAUCUCCAAGCCACGGUUGACAUCUUCAAAUCUACGCAUUGGACCGUGUGCUAGCAAUGGCCUUAACUGGUUCUUAUUCACAAUUUGUUACUUGCGCAAUAUUUCUUUUCAAUUUGUACAGUUAGUUAAGAUAUUCUAUUAAAGUUGUGCGACAUGGAAAUGCAAA